Molecule: messenger RNA, 189 nt
Organism: Thlaspi arvense
Lineage: Eukaryota; Viridiplantae; Streptophyta; Magnoliopsida; Brassicales; Brassicaceae
Source: the annotation of a GenBank genome assembly
AUGAUGAUGAGUAGUAGUAGUAACUGGGGAUGGCCUAAACCGGGACAGACGAGCGACAUUAGACCGCAACCACCGGGCGGUGGCUUGCAACCACCGUUGUUCUCAGCAGCAUCAUCAGGAUUCUCUCAUUUCCGGCAACAACUUCCCAGUGACAAUGCCUCUCGUGGUUACUUUUACCCACAACCUUAA